AUACUGGAUGAUGAUGGAAUUGCUGCUCCUGGGGAAAUUAUCAGACCAAAUGACAUAUAUAUCAAUAAAGAGUCUCCCGUACAGACAAGAGGACAAAUUGUAUCUCCAAUGGGACUACCCGAUAGUCACUUUCGGCCAACCAGACAGACAUACAAGGGUCCUGAAGGAGAGGCAUGUGUUGUUGAUAGGGUUGCUCUUUCUUCUGAUAAGAACAACAAUUUGGUCAUUAAAUAUUUAAUUCGCCAUACUCGUAGGCCAGAGGUCGGUGACAAAUUUAGUAGUAGACAUGGUCAAAAAGGUGUCUGUGGCACAAUUAUUCAGCAGGAAGAUUUUCCAUUUUCUGAGCGUGGUAUUUGCCCUGAUUUAAUUAUGAAUCCUCAUGGAUUUCCAAGAUAUUUUGGAAGAAAAGGACAACCAUCACCAAGAAAACACAACAAAGAGACAAUGAUAAGAAAGUGCAAUCCAUGAUGGCACAACAAUACAAUUGCCAUUAACUCAUUAAUGCCUUAAUUGCCUCAUUUGUGUACGUUAACUUCUAUAUAGA
Molecule: messenger RNA, 544 nt
Organism: Carica papaya (papaya)
Lineage: Eukaryota; Viridiplantae; Streptophyta; Magnoliopsida; Brassicales; Caricaceae
Source: RefSeq, a predicted model, not a curated record